AGCGGAGAUCAUCUGUGUCAGUGGCAAAUCUACAGGCAACGGACAGCUAACCUAUAGUUCAUCUGAACUCUUGGGACUACGGCAUGUCGGUGCACCAAUUUUGCCCGGUUAGCUUAACAACGUGCCCCAGGAGUUACGUCGGGGCCCUGACCCAGCGACUGACAGAGGAAGGAAAGUCAGGAAGAGGGGACGAAGAGGCGGCAUUCGGCAUCGUGUCCCGGGAGCAAACAAACUGCCGCUGCCAUCUAUAAUCCUCUCCAACACCCGUGCUCUCAAAAACAAACUGGACGAUCUGCACCAGCAGCCAUGAGUGACUCCAACAACUGCAGUGGUCUGAGGAGUCUGGAGAACGGACAGACAUUUUUUCGUUACCGGGGGCUCUUCGUCAUCUUCAGCUGUCGUCAUGGUUACAGGCUCCAUGGACACAAGACCAACAGUUGUGUGUCGGGGCGGUGGUCCCGGGAGCCCCCCAUCUGUGUCGGCUCCGGUUGCCCGCCCCCUGGUCCAGUGGCUCACGGCUCCUUCAGUGUGAACAGUGACUCCUCUUGGGCGGAGUUUUCGUGUGACGUGGGACACAAGCUCAUCGGACCCUCCGCUCUGUACUGUAAAGGAGAUGAGUGGAGCAGCCCCCAACCUGUGUGUGAAGAGUCUGACCUGAUGCACUCCCACCCCUUCAUAGUGAUCUCACAAAAGCCGACCGUUAACUGGACCCUCCAGGCCACCGUAGAUCUCAAAACUAAAACACCAUCCCAUCAUAUAACAGAAGCCACUCCUAAAAAUACAUCUCUUCACUUUGACAUCACCAACUCCAGAACGGAUGGAACAAAAUCAGAUUUACUACAACAAAUUUCAACAGUAACUUCUGAAGAAAAUCAAGACAUGCACAAUCUGUCAACUACACAGAAAAGAUUUUCAAAAGAGCUUCUACCAGCUGUUACGUCCCUUAAGACUACAACUAAUGAAUUCUCAGCAACUUUUACUACAAUUUUAAAACAUGAUCUAACCCAAGCUGCUACUGUGCUACCAUCUUUUCAAAUACUUCCAACUUUUAACAAUCCUAUAAUUCAAAAUCUUCCUGUUUCUUUCAAUCCAGUGAUGACCAAAACAACUAAAACUCCUGUACCCCUGUCUCUUAGCUCUACAAUGUCAACUUUAGCUAAGUCUUACGGUACUACAGCAAAUUUGAAAUCUACUUAUGGGACCACUUCUCCAGGCUUGGGAAUCACCCCUAACCAAAAUAUUAAGUCUUCAACUAUUUCAGACAAUAUAUGGACCACUGACCCACCUGUGCUCUUGCAAUUCACAUUAAAGGACCACAACUACCACACUACUACUACCACAACUACACCUCAAAACGUUGCAACUACUUUUAAAUCAGAAGAAAGCAAGAUAUUUUCAACCACACAAACCAAAAAGACAGAACCAAGCGUGUCCAGUCCCUUGUGUCCAGAUCCUCCUGUUCCAGUGAAUGGGGCUUUUUAUUUUGGAAACAAAGAGACAGCGUGGCCUAUAGAAAAACAACAUAUCCAGUAUGUCUGCUCCCCUGGGUUUGUGCUGGCCAAAGGGGAUGCUGUCCGGUACUGCCAGGAGGGAACGGCGUGGAGUGGAAUUACACCAAUUUGUGAAGAUGUGGAUGAGUGUGUGCUUCCUGUCGCUGUGACUGGAUGCCUGUUUGGUUGUGUGAACAGUCCUGGGAGCUUUCACUGUCUCUGCCCCUCCGGAUUCACGAUUCAGAGCCCAGACGCACACUGCCAAGAUAUAAAUGAGUGCGCACCUAACAGCGGUAUGGGCCCUUGUUCGGAGCGGUGCCAUAACUCUCCCGGCUCAUUCCACUGCUCUUGUUCAUCUGGAUUCACUUUGGCUGCAGAUGGACUCACCUGCAUCUCUGAGUGUCCCAACGGAUACAGGAAACAGCCCAACAACUCAACACUGCCCCCUACAGGCCAGUGUGUAGAUAUAAAUGAAUGUGAACACAGGGAAUGGUGUGAAUGGAAGUGCGUAAAUCUGCCUGGGUCGUACCGCUGCAUCUGCCCCAGAGGAUUCACCCUGGCACAGGACGGGAGGCGGUGCAGAGAUAUAAAUGAAUGCAGUGACAAAAAUGGUGGCUGCUCCCAUCUGUGUAUAAACCGAAGAGGGACGUUUAAAUGCUCCUGCCCCCGCUCCCACCGCCUCUCCACCUACAGCUGGAGCAAGUGUGUCCCAAGAAUAUCAACUGUUUAG
Messenger RNA from Periophthalmus magnuspinnatus, 2220 nucleotides. RefSeq names its product protein HEG. The transcript is spliced from 9 exons. The record is from RefSeq and is a predicted model, not a curated record. NCBI's taxonomy places the organism in Eukaryota, Metazoa, Chordata, Actinopteri, Gobiiformes, Gobiidae. Bases 307 to 2220 code for a protein of 637 amino acids. Gene Ontology annotation, molecular function: calcium ion binding.